AUGACAGAAGAGUGUUCCUGCAGAAAGCAAAGCUGCCCCAGAAAGUUAAGGGUGCUGCCCCUAGGGUUUAGAGCUGGGCAUCGUGAAUUCUCUUCAAGUUUUCAAAGUCCUGGAAAGUUUUGAUAAGCAAAUACUUUCUGGGCUCUGCUUCUCUAUUGGCUGUUUCUUCACCGCCAGAUUUUGACACAAAUAAUCUGAUUGAAAAAUCAGGGAGGGGAACAGGGGCAAAAAAACAGAGAGAAAAAAGGAGAAGUAUCUAUUUCAGCAGACAGCAACUAAGUGAAAAAGUGGAAGAAGGAGUCCAGAGAGAAGACAACCUUUCGCUGGGGGCUUGUCUGGGGAGAUUUCGAGGCGAAUCCAGUAAAGCAAAGUCCCCUAAACAGGCAGUGAAUGGAAAAUGCCACGUUCCUUUUUGGUGAAGAGCAAAAAGGCUCAUACCUACCACCAGCACCGCUUUGUGGAAGAUGAUCUGCCUAUAUUCACAUGGGAUCCAAUCUCCUCUGCCUUCACUGCCAUAGGAGACAAGACAGCAGAGGAUGGCAAAAAACAGGACCUAGAAUGCGUGGUUCCAAAACAAGAAAAGGACCCUUCUGAACCAAAAGAAGAAAGUGUCCCCGUCCAGCACCCGAGCAGGAUGCUGCCAGGACCUUCAGCUCAAGAGAUGACCAUCCCAGGUCUGCAGAUCAAAGACUGCACUACCCCGACCAGCACCCCCACCUUCUACAAAACCGGCUUUUCUUGGGACGCUUUCCAUUUGCCAUACAGCUAUCGACAGAUGUCUUCCACCAUGCAGUCAGCCCUCCUGGAGCACCCAGUCAGCCUGUACGGCAGCCACCUCCUGCCAAGCCCCGAGCCCCCUCUGGAUUACAGCAUGCAUUACUCCUCCGACAUGGAGACCUACCACUGUGUGAAGUGCAACAAGGUAUUCUCCACUCCCCAUGGCCUGGAGGUCCAUGUACGAAGGUCUCAUAGUGGGACCCGGCCCUUUGCUUGCGAAGUAUGUGGCAAAACCUUCGGGCACGCUGUAAGCCUGGAGCAGCACACCAAUAUUCACUCCCAGGAAAGAAGUUUUGAAUGCAAGAUGUGUGGGAAGACAUUCAAGCGUUCCUCUACCCUCUCCACGCACCUGCUGAUCCAUUCAGACACGCGGCCCUACCCCUGCCAGUACUGCGGCAAGCGCUUCCACCAGAAGUCCGACAUGAAGAAACACACUUACAUCCACACCGGGGAGAAGCCCCACAAAUGCCAGGUAUGUGGCAAAGCCUUCAGCCAGAGCUCGAACCUUAUCACCCACAGCCGCAAGCACACCGGCUUCAAGCCCUUCAGCUGCGAGCUCUGUGCCAAGGGCUUCCAACGCAAGGUGGACCUACGGAGGCACCGGGAGACCCAGCACAGUCUGAAGUGAGGGAUGGCUCCAGGUCUCUGCUAGAGAUCCCGCUGCCAGCGCCUGCUCCACAGCAGAAGAUCCUCCCCAGCACCUCCAUCCAGCAUGGGGCUGCCCACCUCAUUAAGCUCGUACAGCUUCCCGCAUCGCUCUGGAGACUAACGAAGUCGCGUCGUUGGCUUUGGUGUCCUGGCACCCCAGGGCCUUGUACAGCCUGGUAGGCGACAAAGGAACUCGUGGGAGCUCUCACUUUUUAGUUACAGCAGGUACCAGGCCAGAGCUGACAUCACCUGCUCAAGUGUAAAUCCAGAGGAAUUCUUUAAAGGUUGCUGUUACUCCGGAUUUACACCGUGAGCAGAAGUCAGUUUGGACCAGCAAUGAGGUGGGAACUCCUGGACUAGUGGCAGCAACAAUCUGUGCCAAGCUGGUGCCGUAACCAUGUUCUGCUCUGAUGGUUAGCAAGAUAAGGCUGGGGCAUGCAAAUAGACUGCAUUCAGUGAGCUGUGCUCAACGUGGACAGGGCUUCUGCAGAGACUUGCCCAGGUCAUAAAUUUUGGCAACAGACAUCUAAAAUCAUUUUCUUUCAGCAGAGCAUUUACUGUGAUCAAGUGACAAAUGAACUGUGUUGUAUUUUUAACUUGGAGUGGGAGGAAAAUAAUGAAAAAACUGUUCCUAUCCUUAUAGCUAAUAACAGGGGACUCUGAAUGUAUCUUACAUCCACACCCUACAGCAAAGAUCCAGGGGUUAGAGGCAACCUGGAGAGCUCCGAGAAGAGCCAGGCCACAGCACUAGGCAUAAACUAAUAAGCCCUGCAUCUCACUACCACGCAAGAAAGACUGGCUGCUCUCGGAAUCCAGGCUGGUGUGUCCCACAAUAUUUCACUGUAUGCUGGACUUACUGAAUUAGAUUUUUCCUGAGCAAUCCCGUGUCACUGCGUGGUUGGAAAUGACCCUUGGGUACUGGUGUCAAGGACCAGAGAGGUAUGCUUUCCUGCCCCUCUUAAAGGAGGAAGCAGCCUAGCCCAUACACAUUGGCAUAAUCUGAAUACCUUACAAAUGUUACACAAACAGCAGUGGUACUUCCUUCUUCAUCCAGGUCUAGAGGUUGAAGUAAAGCACUGGAACAGGGAAAGAGCUAGCUCCCCUCUAACCUCUGCUACGUUCUCAGUAUAUAACUUAGGGUAAGUCACUGCACUGCUCUGACUUACUUCUCCACCCCUCUUGGUGAUGGAGUCAUUCACUCAGGUUUGUAAAGUCCCUUGAGUUCUUGAGAGGAAGGACAAAGUAUUAUUACAGCAUUAAAAAGAAGUGCUUUCAGUUACGUGGGGCAUUGUAGCAGCGCACAGACCACCCCAUAACGACGUCCCUGAACACAUGGCAUCGUGCAAUGACACCUGUGGGAAACGGCCUAGAGAAAUACCUAUUUCAUUGCAAAUGCUUAUCAAGGGAGGCUGCCAUCGUGGGCAGAAGAAGAAACAGUCCAAGUGGAAAAGUCAUUCAUUGUCAGGAGAAAAAAGGCCUCAUCCUGCCCUCAGUUACACUGCUGUAAAUCCAAAGCCAUUCUCCUAAGAUCUAAAAUGUACUCGCCCCUGUUUUUUGCUGUGCCUAAGCUGUUCAUCAUUAAUAUGCAUGCUGGAAACUCAAAACAGCGUCUGUACUCCUGGCUUGUCCUUGCACACUGUAAAUAUAUAUUUAUACUUAUUCUAAUGUAUAUUUUUAUUGCAAUACACCAGACAGUUACAACACGUACAGGCCUGCUGGGAUUUAUCUGAUAAAUCUGUUCCUUCUCAGUAACUGAGCUAACACGGGGUAUUUUGUGUUAAAAAACAUUCAUUUCAAGAAAGUCUCGUACUCAGCUCUGGGGAUGCCGACAGUGGGGGUAGAGUGGAAAAGAAGGGGCACAGUACAGCACUGCCCUCGUGGUCAGUUCCUGCCCCAGGGCUCCGACACAAGAGGAAAUCAGGAUGGAAACCCACAUGCAGAACAGCUCAAAGCCCAGGAGCAAAGGACAUCGCCUCAGAGGCGGAUACGUGCAGAGCCCCACACAGGCAGCAGGGCAGCUCUGCAGAGCAACAGGGAGCUGCUACAGCCACACCAGGUGACAGGGGACAGUAUUAUCAGAGCCCCUCUGUUAAAGCUGAGCUGUCCUGCACGGGGUUGUGCCAGAACCUGGCCAGGGCACAGACUCCAAGGGAGGAACCGGUCCCAGGUCCUGACUCUGACACCAGACACACACGAGCACUCACACAUGUACAUAUGCACAAGCCUUGGACAAGGUAAAGGCAUUUCAGCUUAUUAAAACCACUGCCA
This is a messenger RNA of Cygnus olor (mute swan), 3693 nucleotides long. It is a transcript of the gene GFI1B, whose product is annotated as growth factor independent 1B transcriptional repressor. NCBI's taxonomy places the organism in Eukaryota, Metazoa, Chordata, Aves, Anseriformes, Anatidae. The record is from RefSeq and is a predicted model, not a curated record. Gene Ontology annotation, molecular function: RNA polymerase II cis-regulatory region sequence-specific DNA binding; DNA-binding transcription factor activity. Bases 398 to 1405 code for a protein of 335 amino acids. Gene Ontology annotation, biological process: regulation of transcription by RNA polymerase II. The transcript has 7 exons.